AGAAUUCGCGGCUUGCAUGUCGCGGUGCGAGUGAACGCGAAGCCGCGCCCCGCCCUCGAGCCUCGCUCUCUCGUCUUCUCUUUGGCCUCCUCUCCCACCACCUGCUCGCCUCACGCAAAAAGUCCACUUCUUUUUUCUGAUUCUGAUGGAUUCCCGCGGCCCCGCGACUCAAUCAUUCUGUCCCGACGCCGAGAGCAACCGAUGUGUUCGAUCCCAUAAUCUAAUCUCAAGUUGAUGGGCUUUUUAAUCAAUCAAUACACGCAGUGGAAUCCAACACGCAUCUUGGGAAGCUGGUCAACCGGUCCUUCUUCUCCUCUAUAUCUUCCUCCCAUCCGUGCCCUCCCAACCACGGACUCAGCCGAAGCCUCCUUCAGCCUCCCAGAAACCCUGUAACGCAACUCCAGGUUGGCAGUCCCUGCACAGCGUCUCCUUUUCGUCUGCGCAUUUUCCAUCAUCAGAAGGAAUGGUAUUCUGGCAAGGUUUGCUUGUAUGUCGUAUUUGUAGUUAUCGGAAUCAAGGAAAGCUCCUCCUGGCUACCACUUCGAUCUGUUAGAGCGAUAUACCAUGGGGCAAGCAGGGCAUCUCCAUCGUGUAAUGAUGCGUGUGAUUUGAGUUAAUGGAAGCAGUGAAGGUGUCUCUUAAGAAAUUAGGUGUUGGGACUGUUCUUGCUGGAUCUUACCCGUGGGUUCAUUCGUUAAGCAGAAGACCCCCCUUUAGUUGGCAGGUUAUGUGUGUUUUUGAGUACAAGUGUAGAAAAUUCUGUCAUCUCAAGAAAAAUGGGAGCAGAAAUUUCUCUUGAAGAAAGAGCCAGGCACAACCAUCAAUGCACGAGAAGCCUCCCAUUUCUAUGUUCUGAGAAAAUGGAGGAAUUUGACAAAAGUCCCAAAUCUUCAAGUGACCUCAAUGUCAGCUUUGGCUACCAGUGCAGUGCCUAUCAAAGCAGUCUUUGUUCUUCUGAAGUUAAUUAUAAGUUUGAACUCUCUUCUGGUGUUAAUAUCCAAGAAUCUAACAUCAACAAGAUGCGGAAUAGUUCUUUCUCUUGUUUGUCUGGUGCUGCGCUCAGUGCAAAUCAUACCUUGGCAAACACAAAUAUAUGCAAUGGUGUCAUUGGAGAGGAGAUUUUACCUGAGCUAGAUUCACCACAGUCUUUCAAAAGGGUGUUAUCUUCUGCAUCUCUUUCAAGGCUGGACUUGCAUUCACCGUCUUCUCCCUCUGACAGUGGCACACUUGAAGGGGUUCGAUCAUCAAGCUUUUUAAAUGCUAUGGAUGUACAAAUGGCUGGUGGAGCAGCCGGGGAAGACCGCGUACAAGCAGUAUGUUCUGAAGAGAAUGGAUGGCUCUUCUGUGGAGUAUAUGAUGGUUUUAAUGGACGGGAUGCUGCUGAUUUUUUAGCUGGAACACUUUAUGAAAACAUAGGCUAUAACCUAUUCCUGUUGGAGUGCAAGAUUAGUCAACAAAAUAAUGAGAAAAAUGUUCAACAUCCAUCCGGAGGACGCACCACUAAAAGUGAGCUGUCUUUGGCCAUCGAGAGCUUAAACAACAAGUUGAAGCCAAACUUGUUCCUGAAUUCUACAGAAGAAUGCUCAACUGAGUCAUUUCGGCUCGGUGUCCUGAAUUGCCUUACUAGCGCCUUAGUCCAAGCUGAAAAUGAUUUCAUGUAUAGGGUUGAGCAAGAAAUGGAUGAUCGCCCUGAUCUAGUUUCUGUUGGCUCUUGUGUCCUAACGGUGCUUCUUCAUGGGAUGGUCUUGUAUGCUAUGAAUCUAGGAGACAGUAGAGCUGUGUUGGCUACAAGUAGUCUCAUUAAAGAUGAUCCACCUCGAGCUAUUCAAUUAACUGAAACUCAUACACUUGAUAAUGAGGAGGAAUAUAGAAGAAUUUUAGCUGAUCAUCCUGAUGAUCCUUCUCCCGUAACUGGCGGAAGAGUGAAAGGAAAGCUGAAGCUUACUCGUGCAUUUGGUGUUGGUUAUUUGAAGAAGAGAAAUUUAAAUGAUGCUCUCAUGGGAAUUCUUCGUGUUCGUGACUUGCGUAGCCCACCAUAUGUUUAUACUCAUCCAUUCACCACAAGCCACGAGGUUUCGGAGAAUGACUUGUUUGUUGUUUUGGGAAGUGAUGGAUUGUUUGAUUUCUACACAAACGAUGAAGUUGUGCAACUGGUUCAUCAGUUUAUAGAGGAUCAUCCAUUUGAUGAUCCAGCAAAGCAUUUGAUCGAGCAGCUUUUGCUAAGAGCUGCAGAAAAUGCAGGUCUUACGACUGAAGAACUGAUGAACAUUCCUCUUGGGAGGAGGAGAAAGUAUCAUGACGAUGUUACUGUCAUCGUGAUCAUUCUAGGUAAUAAGCAAAGAACUUCAACGGCAUCCACAGCAAUUUAGAUGAGCAUUUUAGCGUGUUAGUGUACGUUACUAUUUUCCUCGAGACAGUUUGACGGAGAAGCUUUAGCUGAUGAAUAAAUGUUGUCGUUGCGUCUAUAUCGAGAUGUCUGACGAUUAGUGCCCUGUUGCGCUGUUAAUAGGUCUCAUGCUCGAUACAUGUUACAAGUAUCGCAAGUAUUGCUUUGUUUUCCAAGACAAGUUAUCCAUUGGUAUUUAGUCUUUGUUAGUCCAUAUGUUGAUGUAGCGAUUGCUCCAGCCAGUGUUU
Molecule: messenger RNA, 2634 nt
Organism: Musa acuminata subsp. malaccensis (wild Malaysian banana)
Lineage: Eukaryota; Viridiplantae; Streptophyta; Magnoliopsida; Zingiberales; Musaceae
Product: probable protein phosphatase 2C 39
Biological process (GO): protein dephosphorylation
Molecular function (GO): protein serine/threonine phosphatase activity
Source: RefSeq, a predicted model, not a curated record